AUGUCAGUGUUCAGUGAGGUUAAAAAGGGGCUGUGAAUGCAGUGUGAAGAUGUUGAGUAACAUUUACUUAAUUACAUCUAAGUUUUAAGUUAUAGUUAUGUAGACAAAUUAAGUAAAGUAUUUGUUUUUCAUAGGCGGUAACCUCAGUUUACUCCAAAUUUUAAGUACAUUUUAUAUCUCUGUAGUACCUAUUUGCAGCUAUGAAGUAAUUAAUAAUUAUUUUCUCGUGCCUGACAUUUUAAUUUACUCGGUUGAUCAGAUUUCUUAUAGCGCUUUAUCAGCGACCCUCAAAGCACCAUAUCAAUCCAAUAAAAAACCUAAGAACCACAGCUUAGAAACAGCAAGCAAAGACUUUGUCUGUGCUCAAGGAUUUUUUGUUAAGGAAAUUACGAAACUCCUGGCCAACAGGCUACAGAGAAAAUACUUGAAACAGGUAUAACGAAACAAACAAUGAAUGGUCGUGUUGAAAACUUCGAAAAAAGACACUAGGACUGCGCCACCUGCGUAUUUUGCGCACAGCACAUGUCCAGUUUGCAGACGCCCAUGAUUUAUCAGCAGCAGUGAAGAGAAGAGUUGAGUGAAGAGUUAAUAUUUUAACACUUAAAUGACAGUCAUAAGUAUUAGAUUUUUUUUCUCAGCAUCCCCUUGUUUUUUAUUUAGAAUAACAAAAUUGUAUUUUCCCCUAAAUUUUCUAAAACUCAGAUUUUUGAUAUCUUGUUGUCGGCAGCUUUGUGCUACACUUUUUAAAAAUUGUAUAAUUUUUUUAAAACGCAGUCUAUUGAAACUUGUCUUCUUUUAUCUUGGUAAAGACUUGACAUGUUUCUAAAAAUUAAAUUGAUGGACUCAAAGUUUUAAUCCAUUUGGCACAAACUACAUUGCCAAAUAUAAUGAACCGGUGAGAUUGUUAAAGAUUGUUUCUAAUGUACUUGAGCCUGAAAUCUUGUUUGUUGAAUUUAUUUUGCAGGAUUCCCAACACCAUUAUUCAGCUCCUGCUGGCAGCCAGUCCAAGAAGAGGAAGAGGACAUCAGUGGUCCGUACUUCUGAUUCUACAGGGCUGACCCAAGAUCCUGCUCCUCAGCACUCCCACGCACAAGUUGCUGAUCCUCCUUUGGUCCAGAGGACUCAGUCAACAAUUCCACCUUCUGAGCUGCCUGAAGUCUCCCCUGUGGUUCACCCUUUCCAGCCCUCCACAGCUCCACUGCUUGAUGACGGCCCACUGAUAAUACAUCAUCGGUCAAUGUAAGAGUACCAGCAGCUCUAUCACGCCGUGGUAGAUGACAUGCUCCGGUAUGUAUAAAACAAACCAAAAAAAGAGUCCACCACUAUAACAGACCAUAAUAGCUAACACUUGACCAAACAUUGUGAAUUAAACUACUGUCCUCUCCUGUCUACAGGUACAAGAAUGGCCACCAGCAUCCCUACAGAAUUGCACUGGGACGUCUUAUCAAGCAGAAGCUGUGGGAACUAUCAGAUCGUCCACAGUUCACUGAAACUGUGGACGACAACGGACUUGUCCAUGUUAACAUUAGCUACAGGGCUAGAGUUUAUCCACCCCUGUACGAUGUGGACAAGUCCUAUGAACCACAGCCACAGACUUCACCUAGAAAGAGAGUGAGGACAUGAAAAUCUUCACUAUAUUGUUGUUUUAACUCUGAGUUAAAACUAGAUUAAGUUACUUUAGUUUAGUUUAAGUUAAGUUUAGUCAUAAGUAUAAGGGGAAAACAUUCAGAACUGCCAGAAACAAAAAGUCCUCUCUGCAAGCAACCUCAAUCCUCCUGCACCUUGAGCCUCCUCCAAACUCCUGACUCAACCUCCAUCUCCAUCCUCUAAAUAAUAACAUCUGCCUCUACCUCUACUUGCAAAAAAUGAAGAUGGCUGCUUCCACCUGCAACCUCCACCAUCAGCCCCCUCCUCCUGCUCAAAGGUAAAUAUCUCCAAUUAAAUCCAUAUGCCUCCCCCUGUUUAUGGAAUGCCAAUGCCUCAAACCCAAACUUCUUCUUAACAUCAGGAGCCAUCACCUAUGAUUGCAGUCCCUGCUACACACCAGCAGCCACUGUCUCAAACUGCAACCUCUACAAGCACAUUGACACAACUUUCCCUCUCUGCCAACAACCUUGAGCCACAUCCUGCAGUGCACCAGUAGCUAGACACCAGCAGCCUCUCCUUCCAACAAUAUGGAAAAAAGAUACCAACCUAACCUAAGCCUCUGUAGGCGAACAAUAGCUUCCCCCACCUGCACCCAGAGUGUAUACCUGCUCCCUCCAGUGCUGUCAGGAACCACCGCCUAUGCCUAAGCAUGACCAAAAAACCCGCCAAAAUCAACUUCAGCUCCAGUCUCUAAACCUCACAGCCUCAGCCUCCACCACUUGCAGUUUGUGGCCUACAAGUUCAGCUCAUGCCUCCAACUGCAGCCUCCGGGAUAUACUAGUUACCACUAUCUCCAACUGAAGCUUUAAAAGUGACCCUUAUGAUCCAUCUCCUGCAGUCUCCACAAGCGUCCACCAGCUUGUAAUCCUACCUGAAAACUGUGCCUGACAGCUGCAAAACAAAGAACCUUCUCCAACAUUAGCAAAGGCUUUCAGCCUCUGCCUUUGCUACCUGAUGCUGCAAGAAAUCAAAAGCAGUGACGUUGGUUGAAGCAGGAGUUCAAAAGCUGCAGCCCUAGUCUCUUCCUGCAGCCCUUGUUAAAGGAAUCACUCAACAGCUGUACCAGUGCCUCCAAUAGAGUCCAGCCACACAUCAGCAGACUCUCAAGUUUAGGCCUUAACCAAGAACCUGCAGCUGCCUCCAACUGCACUCACUGACAAGCCUCCAAUCCUGACCUCUGCAUAACAUGUACAGCUUCUGCCAUAAACCAAACAUCAACUACAACCUUCACCUGCCGAUUAUAAGGGAUAACUGCAUCCAAAUCCUCCAACCAAGGUCUCAAGCAACAACCUGCAGUGGUUCUAUGGUCUGAAGGAUUUGUGUUAAAGCUCAAACUUCUAACUACAACCCGACCAAUAGAGUAUGAAGGAAAGCUGUCCUCACACCUACCAAUAUAUGCCUGUACCACCACCAAGCAACAAGCUGCCUUCAAUGCCUUGAUGUCACAGACUGAGACUAAAGUGCCUACAACCCUCUGCCCAGCAAUCUGCACCUGCCUCCACUUGCAGUUUUGGUCCAAAGCUUCAGCCUACACUUCCAGCUGGUCCUGUGCAACACAAUCAAAGCCACAUCAGCCAACUAAGAUCUCACUCAACACUUGCCAACUCCAGCACUGCCUGCAAACUGUGACUGAAAGCUGCAGCAAAAGCGCCACCUCCUAGUCAAUGGCAUUCAAGAACCACCUCAACCUACAGCGACCGACAGAAAAAAAAACAAAACAUCAGCCUCUACCUCUACCAGAAGUCCUAAGUGUUGGAAGCUAGCUUUUCUACUAACAGCACACACUUAUAAAGCCAUGUUGCUAAGGUACCUUUUUUUAGUAGUAGCCUCUGAACCAUUCAUUGAGGAACUGUUGGUCAUAGCAUCACUUUCAGUGUUAUCUAUGCAGUUAUCUAUGGUCACUUCUCUUACCAGCAAUCUCUUCAAGUACAUAUCAGCUGCAGCCUCAACUUCUUCCUGCACAACAUCAAAGAGCCAUUACCACAGACUUCACUUCAAGUCUCUUCCUGAAGCCUAAAAGAGCAAACUGGGCUGCUCAGUCCAGCCUCCAUCAACUAAAGGUAUCAUUAUUGCCUAAAAUUACAAUAUUGAAUAUUUUAUUCAUAAUAUAUCGAAUUUCCCUUCGGGGAUAAAAUAAAGUUAUUCUUAUUCUUAAAACUCAAGCUUCCUCAAGCAAGCCUCUGCAGCUCUCACCUAAAACUGUGGUAUAUGGCUGCACCAAUGCUUCCUGCUUCAACGUCAGCACAACAUCCACUUACUCAACUUCAAGCCUCUACAAGGAACCAACAGCCACCAACUCCCUGAUCGAAACCUGGAAGCUGCAGCUGUGUGAAGCUGUAUCCUUCUCUCUGGAUUCUAUCUGGUAUUGAACUAACUCUCUAAUGUACAUCACUUUGAGCAAAAGUAUCUGUUGUAUGACAUUGUGACAUUGUGCUGCAGGUGCCACCAAAUCAAGUCCAAGCCUGUACCAGGAAACGGCAGUCACCUCCAGUUCCAGAUGAUGCUUGAAAUCAAUGGUCAACAGAAAAGAGCCUAAAGUUUCCUGCUGCAGUCUCUGCCAGAGAGCAAACUGAGCAGCUGACUCCAUCCACCACCUCUGACAGAAACCAGAUGUCCCAUUAAAUAUAAAAAAGCUUCCUCCAAGACCCCCAAUUCACAGCAACCUGCUGUCACCUUCAACUGAAGCCUCCACCAGUAGCCUUGAACAUCCAUCUUUAUGUUGAGAUCUUUAACAGAAACUUGAGAUCUGCACUUAUUCCUGUGUGGGUUUGACCCCCCCAAAAAAACUCAGUAAAAAAGCAAUUGAAAAACAAAAAUAUUGCCCUUCCAGGGUGAAAUAUCCGUAAACUGUAUCCUGCUAUUCAACAUAAUAUUAAAUUUCCCUUUAGGGAUCAAUACAGCUCUUCUUAUCUUAUCUAACCUUAAAUCUUCAAUACAUCAAAUGGCUUGUUGUCAUGUUUUUGAGACAACAAUUUUCAGCAGUUCGAGUUGGAAGCGACAACUCACUAGAGGUAAUACAAGGCAGCAAGGAAGAUCAUAUUUAUAAUAUGAAUAUCUUUCUUACUCUGAUAAUCCAGGGCACGCAGUGCUGUGUGACACAUCAGCUAAGUUAUUGUACCCUUGCGAAAGUAUCAUAUAGCAAAUGAAAAUCAUAGGUAUUUAGGGGUUGAUGAAGAAGUGGAAGCCCCUCUGUGUCCUCAUGAGAUACAUUUUACUAAAGGACUUUAGGUGCCCUGAAGGUCAAGUGUACUAAUGUCUCAAGACCAUAGCUGCGUCCGAAAUGCCAAGUAGUAGUCGAAGUAGUAUCUAGCAUGUCCGAAUUGGCCACCGGAGCGAGUAGCAUGCUACUUCAGAUACUACUUCAGAUACUAGACACGCCCACAUUGUAGGUUGGUCGCGGUGCAUCCUACCGGCAUGCUACUGACCCAAAAUGCACCGCGGGCUUCUUCUUCGUCCUCUUAAAAGUUGUAGAAGCGCAUGUGGUGCUAGCUAUGGGGUGCCGUUUGUAAAGCAGCCCAUUAUAAAAACAACAGCAAGAUUUGGUCAUAUUUAGCAAAACAACAGCAAGAUUUAGUCACAUUUAGCUUCAAACAGCAUUUAAAAACGUGAUGUGAAUUUGCAUAUUAGCUAAAUAUUUAGUUUCGCCCAACACAUUUAGAUUUAACAUUUAGAUUUAACAUUUAGAUUUAACAUUUAGAUUUAACAUUUAGAUUUAUAUUUAACAUUUAGAUUUAGAUUUAACAUUUAGAUUUAACAUAUAUAUUUAAGAUUUAUAUUUAGCAUUUAGAUUUAACAUUUAACAUUUAGUUUUAAUAUUUAAAUGUUGUUGUAAAUGUGCAAAAAAAUGACUGCCGAAAAUUCACAUCACGUUUUUAAAUGCUGUUUGAAGCUAAAUGUGACUAAAUCUUGCUGUUGUUUUGCUAAAUAUGACCAAAUCUUGCUGUUGUUUUUAUAAUGGGCUGCUUUACAAACGGCACCCCAUAGCUAGCGCCACCAGCUGCUCUGCCUAUUUAAAUGUGUCGCGAACGCCGGCUGGCCACAGCAGCGCGCACCAUGUCGGAGCAGCAGCAGCAGCAGACAGGACCGCAACAGUACAGAUGUAAGUUUCAUGUAACUUCACACACUGUCCUAAAAAAUGUGCGGUUGUAUCUCUUUGUCAUGUCAUGGUGUCAUAUCUGCCCAAGUAACCUUUUUAUGAGCAAAUAUGUGGCGACAUCAUGGAGGUAAAGCUCACUUAUUCCAUCAUUAAACUGCACAGCUGCAGUAAUCAGGCAGAUCUCAUUGAACAAACGAUCACCACGUGAGUGAAUGAAGGCUAAAAGUCAUGGAAAAGCUACUUUGUGAAUUUCUAAAGCAGUGCAGGAAUAUAAUACAGCAGCAUCCAUCACUUGAACAAUUACCAUUCAAAGAGACUAAAACUGUAACAUGACUUGAAGGGGACAGAGAGCAGACCCAAACAUUCAUCAGCUUUCUGUUUUCUACCAUUUUUAGCCAAGGUUUGUUUAUUUCAGUAGCAUGUGUAUUUCUUAGGGACGGACGACCAGACUGAACAUUUAUUCAGGUGGCGGCUCAGCCAUGACCACCUGUUCACCGGGCGCAGAAAUACGGCCAGGAAGGCAUUUGAGUAAGUCAAGCCAUUCAUAUGUUUCAUGAUUCUUCAUACAAUACGUGUGUCUAAUUGUUUCCUCACAAUACACUGUGUUUGGCCUUCAGGAGGUUCUUGCAGGACAGCCCCAGCCUCUCGCCGCACAUCACGGCUGAGAGUGCCAAAAAAACAACCUGAAAGACAAAUAUCGAGUAUGUUGGGCCAACAUCUGUCAUCAACAGUCAAUCCUCCUGUUAAUUAUGAAGGUUAAUCUUGAUACUCUCAUGUCCUACAGAGACUAAAGGCUCCCAAGACAGGCGUCAGCACCGAGGGUGGUGAGGAUACAGCAGCGUCCUGGCCAUGGUUCGAGCUGAUGGAUGAGGCUUUAGGGGAGCGGCCCAACAUCACGCCACCAUGCCUCAUCGCAUCAGCUGGCCAGGAUGCUGCUGUAUCCUCACCACCCUCAGCCACGGUGACGCCUGCAGAAACACCCUGCAGCUCCCCAUCAACCUCCAGCUCAGCCACACGACCCUCCACGCCCACAGAGGAUUCCACCUCCACUGCUGCUCCACGCUCCACCUCACCACCCGCCAACCCUCGGAGCCAGGGCAGCUCUCCACCGAGGAGGGGGAGGAGGAGGAGGAGGCCAGCGUUAGAGGACAUGUGGCAGGAGGUGGAGGCCACAUAG
Molecule: messenger RNA, 6920 nt
Organism: Xyrichtys novacula (pearly razorfish)
Lineage: Eukaryota; Metazoa; Chordata; Actinopteri; Labriformes; Labridae
Source: the annotation of a GenBank genome assembly